Messenger RNA from Stylonychia lemnae, 1356 nucleotides. NCBI's taxonomy places the organism in Eukaryota, Ciliophora, Spirotrichea, Sporadotrichida, Oxytrichidae. The record is from the annotation of a GenBank genome assembly.
AUGAGUAACCCAGAUAUGAAGACGCUUGAUGAUGUUCAAGGUGUGUCUGUAAAGAAAUUCUUGCGGAGCAAUCAAUCUUAGAGCAUUCUCUAAACCCUCAAACUUGAUAGCAAUGGCUAGCGAACACCAGUCAAGAAGCACAAUAUCCACAUUGAAUAAGUUCUUCCAAUGGGUGAUGCAGGAGGCUACCCAUACCCAAGCAAUUAUGGACUUGGUUCAUCUAUAUCUUAGAGAAAAAGGUAACAUUUCAAUAAGGAAUAGAGACCUCUUAGUAAAGUAAACUAAGAAAUAAAGCUGCCAAGUCACUCAUCUCAAGGCCAAAGAAACUAUACAGCAAAAUCAGUAGUCAAAAACAGAAGGAUUAUAUUUGCAGAGUUCAACAAAAUCUAGUCAUAUGAGCAUCAACACCACCCACACUUUCAGUCGCAGUAGCAAUAUCAGUAGCAACUUAGAAGCAUCGAGAAUAACAUAGAGAAAAAUAAGAUUACGCCUAAUUCACUUAAAGAUAAAUAUUAGUAUCCAUCAAAUCAAACUUCCUCCAACCCAGUUCCAACUCAAGCUCCUUCAGAGUUAUCAACAAAGCGCUAUGUUAUCAAUGUGAAUGCAGAUGAGGAAAACUUUAAAUCGGUAGUCAAUGACGGUAAGCCUUAGUCUCCUUUCGAAAAAUACAUGACAGACAUAAAGACUGAGAAGGGUGAUAAGCCAUACUCAAACCUAGAUAAGGAAGAAAUUGAAAGAUUCAACAGAAGACUAAGCUUUAAAAAGUUUAACAGUAACAGAAGAUCACUUAAGACUCUAACUAAUUCACCUGAUACUUAAAAAGUCUUGCCCAAGAAGAAGAAGCUAAUCACUAAAUCAGGCACACUUACUUUGCCAGAUAGAGAAGGAGAUCCAGAAUCUUCCAACAGAACUUUGAAAUAGAGAAGCAAAUCAAGAGAGUAAAUUCUAGCGGUUAACAUUAAUGGAAGUCAAGGCGAGUAAUCUAUCAAAGAAUAGGAUGAGCGGUUGCAAUAAAAAUAGACUGCAAAUCAAGAGCCAUCUCCCUUUGGAAUGUUCUAAAACAGAUACUAUUCUAACAACUUUGUGGAAAAUGCUGGACUAUUAUCGAAAGACUCUUAAAAUCCAUGUUCCCGCCGAUUCCCUUUAACUGAGUUGAUUGAUGAUCUGAGGAAGUCUCUUCAGUCCAAGCAAUCUUAAAAUGAGCUUAGCAACUAAAUGUCAUCGAAACUGAGCAAUCAUACCUUUAAGAAGAUUAAAAGCAUAAACGAAAGGCACAUGGACAAAUACAGAAAAUCUAUUUUCAGCGGGAGAGAGAGUUAUGACGAUCACAUAUACUCAUCUGAAAGGAACUAGUGA